GAGAGAAAUUAGGUUUUAGUCUUUUUACACUUGUGGCAAAGGCUAUUUAGAGUUUAUAAAACUUUGGGGGUGCAAAAUGAAAAAUGGGAGGUGCACGAAAAAAGCCCUCAACGGUUUUUUCAUAAGCUUCUGUUUCGGCACCUAGAUUCCGCACCAGGAUUCAACACCCAGUUUAUCUGUGCCUUCAUUACUUAACGGUGUCUGCCUUACUAACAAGCACACACACCGUUAACAUGUCUUCCUUUUCCUCCUUCAGAACCCGAUCCUCACCGUUCAUCGCCCAAAGCUUCUCGAUCCAUCGGUUCCAGAUCCGCCACUCCUCUACCUCUUCCCCCGCCUCCUCGCUCCUCAACACCGCCGACCCAGUCCGAACCGGUUUCGGUCGAACUGCACUUUCGACCGCCCUGGCCGGCUCUGGUGUCCUAGGUCUUCUUCUGUUCGGCUUCUACUCUUUUUCGCCUACUUUAAAUUUUGAAUCCAUCGCUUCUCUAGUUGACCGGUCAACACCGAAUUCUGAAGAUCAAAAACCACGUCGCACCUUCUUUCCCAAAUUUUCACUUCCUGAAAGUUCUGGCUUGCUACUUGGAGAUGAGUUCAGGAGAAAUAUUUUCUUCAACUAUGAGAAGCGUAUGCGGUUGCGAAGUCCUCCGGAAAAGGUUUUUGAGUACUUUGCAUCUGAUCGCAGUCCAAAAGGAGAAGUACUGAUGAAACCAGCAGACCUGAUGCGGGCAGUGGUUCCUGUUUUCCCUCCAUCUGAAUCCAACCUUGUUAGAGAUGGAUACUUGGAAGGAGAAAGGAGUCCGGGUCAUUUACGCUGCCCUCCUUCUGAAUUUUUUAUGCUUUUUGAUGUAAACGAUGAUGGGCUUAUAUCUUUUAAAGAGUAUAUCUUUUUUGUAACACUACUCAGCAUCCCGGAAUCAAGUUUUACAGUGGCAUUUAAAAUGUUUGAUAUCAACAAUAAUGGGGAAAUAAGUAAGGAAGAGUUCAAGAAAGUGAUGGCAUUGAUGCGAUCUCGUCAUCGACAGGGUGUUCACCACAGGGAUGGACUGCGAACUGGCCUAAAGGUGAACCAUUCUGUUGAAGAUGGAGGGCUGGUGGAAUAUUUUUUUGAUAAAGAUGGAAAUGGAUGCCUCCAGCAUGAUAAAUUUGUUAAAUUUUUGAGAGACUUGCAUGAUGAGAUUCUGAGACUGGAGUUUGCUCAUUAUGACUACAAAUCACAACAAACCAUAUCAGCCAAGGACUUUGCACUCUCCAUGGUUGCUUCUGCAGACAUGAGUCAUCUAAGCAGGUUGCUUAAACGGGUUGAUAUGUUGAAUGAUGAUCCAUGCCUCAAGGAUGCACGUAUCACAUUCGAGGAUUUCAAAAACUUUGCAGAGCUACGAAAAAAAUUGUUGCCAUUUUCAUUGGCUGUUUUUAGUUUUGGAGAAGUAAACGGUCUGUUGACAAGAGACGAUUUUCAGAGGGCAGCAUCACAGGUAUGCGGCAUAUCUCUCUCGGACAAUGUGGUUGAAAUUGUUUUCCAUUUGUUUGACACAAAUCGGGACGGAAAUCUAAGUUUUGGUGAGUUUGUGAGGGUGCUACACAAGCGAGAAUGGGACAUUGCACAACCCGUGGAGAAAGGAAUCAUGGGUUGGUUAUCAUGCUUCUGGAAUUCUAGUAAUAACAGCUUCUCAUCUUCUGGGUUGUUUUCCUGAUGUAGAAAAGUUAUUCACAAACAUUUCAAGUAAAGACAAAACAGAAGGGAUUGGAACCGUUGGGGGAAGUAAAUAUUGAAAGAAAAAUAAAGGAAAAGACGGGCAGUGGUUUUGGUCUGGGACUUGAAGUUUACCGUAAAAUCCAUUUGUCAAAACUGGUCUUCCUGAUAUAAUCUCAAUUUGCAAGUACCCUCAAAGAAAAGGUGGUCACAGAAAUAUUUUCCUUUUGAUAGUUCAGACAUAUCCAACAACUAUGUUGCAACUGCAAAAUCAAUGUUAUGCCCUUUACCAAGGAGGUCAACCCCUUAGCACCUGGAAAUAUUUUGCCAUGUAUGUACCCCAGCUUGUAAUCUGCGCUCAGCAUUCACUAUCAAUGUCUGAGGUAGUAAAUUUACUGUUUCCGAAUGCCUACGAUUGUUCUUAUCUGCAGUGUAUGUUGAUCUAAUGUGAUACCUAACCCUAUAUGGGUACGACACUUACAAGCCCUUAAGUAAUAAUGCACAUUACAGAAUGCAGCCAGCUAUAUUGCCUAGAGAAAACUGAUGGAACAAGUUACAAUGUAUUAAAUAUACACUACAAUGUACUUCUUUCUUUCCUCAUGUAUUGAUGUCAUGCAUAUAUUAUGAAAUA
Vigna umbellata (rice bean) is the source of this 2324-nucleotide messenger RNA. RefSeq names its product calcium uptake protein, mitochondrial. Gene Ontology annotation, molecular function: calcium ion binding. The record is from RefSeq and is a predicted model, not a curated record. Gene Ontology annotation, cellular component: uniplex complex. NCBI's taxonomy places the organism in Eukaryota, Viridiplantae, Streptophyta, Magnoliopsida, Fabales, Fabaceae. Gene Ontology annotation, biological process: mitochondrial calcium ion homeostasis; calcium import into the mitochondrion.